AUGUUUCUUCCUAUAGAACUAUCUUGUGCUGUUUACACAGGGUAUGUGAGAGCAGGAAUUCUCCCUGUUCAGCAAGACAGGGCCUACCUGUUGUUUGCUGCUUGGAAACUAAUUUUUGUGUGCCAUCUAGGAGAGUCCAUCAAAACUCAAGAGGAAACAAAUGGGGACGAAGAGGGACCCCAGCUGAAUGCACAACUAGAAGGUUGGCUUUCUCAAGUACAGUCCACAAAGAGACCUGCUAGAGCCAUUAUUGCACCCCAUGCAGGAUAUACCUAUUGUGGAUCUUGUGCAGCCCAUGCUUACAAACAAGUGGAUCCUACUAUUACCCGAAAAAUUUUCAUACUUGGGCCUUCCCAUCACGUGCCCCUUUCCCGAUGUGCACUUUCCAGUGUGGACAUUUAUAGAACACCUCUGUAUGAUCUCCGAAUUGACCAAAAGAUUUAUGGAGAAUUGUGGAAGACUGGAAUGUUUGAGCGUAUGUCCCUACAGACAGAUGAAGAUGAACACAGUAUUGAAAUGCAUUUGCCUUAUACUGCUAAAGCCAUGGAAAGCCAUAAGGAUGAGUUUACUAUUAUUCCUGUGUUGGUUGGAGCACUGAGUGAGUCAAAAGAGCAGGAAUUUGGAAAACUCUUCAGUAAAUACCUAGCUGACCCUAGUAACCUCUUUGUGGUUUCUUCUGACUUUUGCCAUUGGGGUCAGAGGUUCCGUUACAGUUACUAUGAUGAAUCCCAAGGAGAAAUUUAUAGAUCCAUUGAGCACCUAGAUAAAAUGGGUAUGAGCAUUAUAGAGCAGCUAGAUCCUGUAUCUUUUAGCAAUUACUUGAAGAAAUACCAUAAUACCAUAUGUGGAAGACAUCCUAUUGGCGUAUUAUUAAACGCUAUCAACGAGCUCCAGAAGAAUGGAAUGAAUAUGAGUUUUUCAUUUUUGAAUUAUGCUCAGUCAAGCCAGUGUCGAAACUGGCAAGACAGCUCAGUGAGUUAUGCAGCUGGAGCACUUAUGGUCCACUGAACCACUGAAUGCUCAGGGAUGGCACCUGCACACACUCUGUAUACGGCGUCCCAGCCUAGCCCUUACAAAGAUACAGUCCCUGGUCUUUGGGUAUACUGAAACCUCAAACUAAUAGAACUCUCUUCUUUUCUAGUAGGUGUAGUCCUUCCUUAGUUUCAACUCAUUUAAAAAUGCUUUCUUGUUUAGGACAAUGGAAGGAAGGCUGGUAUCGAAACGUUCAUUUUGUGAUUUUUAUUUUUUUUUUUAAUUUUUUAAAGAUAAUGGCUGUGAAGGCAUGGUGGCAGACAGUCCUUACAAAUACAACAUGUAAAGCAUUUACCAUAUCCUAAAUUUGCACUCUUUGCAGACCUGUGCACAUGUACUCAGCUUUCAGAAUAGUUUUGCAAGUUGUAAACUGAAAAAGGGGUGGAAGCUUUUUAAUAAAAGAAAAAAAAGGAAAACCACGCAUUUAUAAAUGAUCCUGUAUUAGAAUAUAAUAAAACUCCAGUAUAGUCAGUUACUACCCGUGAUGUACAACAGAUAUCUUCUAUUUUAGUUGCUAAUAAAGGGCUACACAAACGAAAAUAGUCUGAUUUAAACUUAUUGCUUUGUGUUCUGUAUGUGGCUGCUUGUCAUUAACAUCCUUUAUCCUCAGUUCUUAUGCUUGAUAAUUCAGCCAUUCUGUAAAAUACUUCAGAAUGUAUUUUAUAUUCAACAUUUGUUAUGACUACUUCAUUUACAGAUUCUUUUAUCUUAAACCUGCACUAUGAGUUCAGCUGUGCGAAAG
Molecule: messenger RNA, 1774 nt
Organism: Gavia stellata (red-throated loon)
Lineage: Eukaryota; Metazoa; Chordata; Aves; Gaviiformes; Gaviidae
Gene: MEMO1
Product: mediator of cell motility 1
Exons: 9
Coding region: 1-1008 (335 amino acids)
Source: RefSeq, a predicted model, not a curated record